This is a messenger RNA of Passer montanus (Eurasian tree sparrow), 473 nucleotides long. It is a transcript of the gene PAGR1, whose product is annotated as PAXIP1 associated glutamate rich protein 1. The coding region runs from base 1 to 435 and encodes 144 amino acids. Lineage: Eukaryota; Metazoa; Chordata; Aves; Passeriformes; Passeridae. The record is from RefSeq and is a predicted model, not a curated record. The transcript is spliced from 4 exons.
AUGCGCGGUGGUGAAGGUCUGGGGUGGAUUUUGGGGGCUCGGGGCAGGUGUGGGCUCCUGCCGCUCCGGAACGUUCCGCUGCCGCGCCGCCUGCCCACGCCCGAGCCCCCCAGCCUGCCCGAGCUGCCCCGCGAGCCCGGCGCCAGCCCCGCGCACCCCCGCCACGAGGAGAAGCCCCCUCCCCCCACGGAAUUCGACUUUGACGACGAGCCCCUCCCCCCCAACCCCGCCCUCAUCGACCGGCGCCGCACCCCAGGGCCGCCGAGCCGCGGGCAGAAGCGCGAGGCGCGCCUGGACAAGGUCCUGUCGGACAUGAAGCGCCACAAGAAGCUGGAGGAGCAGAUCCUGAGGACCGGCCGCGACCUCUUCCCCCCCGAGGGCCCCCAGAGCCCCAAGCGGCCCCCGGGGCUCUUCCUCCGCCACAGGAAGUACUGAAAAAUGAAAAAAUUAAAAUUAUCCUCACUUGUCCUGGC